AUGCAGCCCACACGACGCGGCAAUGCUCAUGACGUGGGUGCCAGCAUUCUCUUCAUCCCUCCCACCUAUCUCACUGAACUGUCUCUAAAGUUCUACCUCAUGGCCACCACUAAGCCAGUUGAGAUUACGGUUUAUCCGCCACCUGAAGCAUCUCAAGGAAUCACUGUCCGCUGCUCGGAAGAGUUCUGGGACAAUACCGCUGGCAAUGGUGCCGUAUACAUUGUGGUGGAACGGACACUCAUGCGCCUCCCUCCAUUUUCCCUGCGCCGACAUUCACAGUACUUCAAUGACAUGUUCAGUCUUGAUGAGACCGGAGGAAACGGGCCCCAGGAGGGACACCUUCUGACUUGUCCACUCUUUAUGCCUUCCCAUAUCACGCUCCGUGCAAUCACACCACUCUUCCGUCAUAUCUACGGUGCUGUUCCGUACGUAUCUAUGCUGUGCUGUUCCAGUCGAGGAUAG
This is a messenger RNA of Peniophora sp. CBMAI 1063, 462 nucleotides long. The record is from the annotation of a GenBank genome assembly. Lineage: Eukaryota; Fungi; Basidiomycota; Agaricomycetes; Russulales; Peniophoraceae.